Messenger RNA from Chara braunii, 4200 nucleotides. Lineage: Eukaryota; Viridiplantae; Streptophyta; Charophyceae; Charales; Characeae. The record is from the annotation of a GenBank genome assembly.
GCAGAGGGAAAUACUCCUUGUGCAAGUUGACUACGAACAUUUAGAAUUUGAACAGUUUGAGGGAGGUUAAAGGGGGGCGACUAUGCGACCGUGGCAGCCCCUGGGGGAGAGCGAGGAGGAGGCCGAGGAAGAGGAGGUCGAGAUGGAAGAGGAGGAGGUUGGGGGAAGGCCUUCCAGAGGUUUGGAGGCCGAGGGGGCUUCCAAGGAGGCAGGGGCUAUGGUGCCCCGCAAGGGUGAGGAUUCUGGAGCAUCAGAUGAGUCCUCAGCAAUGCAGAGACUAUCGCCUCCGCCGGGGUCAGGCUCUAGCUCCUUUCAUGCGCCACAUCCUAAGUCGUACAUGGAGGUGGUGGAGAUGUUAGCAAAGGGCCAGAAGCCGCCAGGCAUAAAGGACAUUGAUGACAAACCACCAAAUCCAGACCAGCCUCUUUCGUCAUCCCGAAUGAAGCCCCUGCCCAAGCCUUGGGAACGGUCCCUGUCACCCGAGUCAACGGCCUUGGGGACUGCACUGAUGAAUCAGAAGAAACCAAGCGCUCAGUACAGGAACUGGACGCCAGCGGCCUCUGGGCCCAUGCAGUCCCGAAGCAGUCCUGAAGGCAGCUACGACUUGCCGAGAGAUUUCCCAAAGGCCUCCGGUGGCGCUAUGACCAACACUUCCGCAGGUGCAGAGGGUACCAUCGCCACAGACAGGAUACCUUGGUGGCGUCAAAAUUUGAAGAUGCCUGCAUCGGCAAGCUCAUCUCCUACUGCCUCCACCGCAUCAACUAGCACGGCAUCCAGUGCUGUGGCUCAGUCCCUUAGACCCUUAUCAAGCAGCAGUGCGGCUUUGAGCAAACAAUCACAGCCUACGUUCGGUCAUCAACAGAGCCCCCUGUUAAGCCCUCGACAGAUCUCGCCAUUGGAUCAUGAGGUGAGCCCCCCCCAAUUGAGUCCUAAACGGGCAGAACCAGAGGGAAAGCCACAAGGUAGUAGCCUUGUCAGGAGGGCGAGCAUUCCCUCGCCCGCUGUCCAUCCGUCAGCGGUUGUGCCUUUGCCACAAGCUGCAGCUCCUCCAUUCCAAAUCAAGGAAGUUACUGUCAACAACAGGAUGCUGAAUGAAGCCCAGAGCAGUGCAGCUGAACCGACGAGCCUUGCUGUAGACAUGCCUGGUAAUGGGGAGGUAGGCAGCCCUCCAAGGACUGUUGCUGUCACCGUACCCCAUGAGUCUGUGGUAGAAAAAGUUCCUGUGGUCAACAAUGGGGACCUGGCUGUCCACGCGAGCGAUGCCAUGCCGGUUGAUGCUCAAGACGACAAGGUUCCCAAUGGCGUUACGCUGCCUAUGCUCCAAUCUUCAUUGGUGGCUGGAGCUCCUGAACCUGCGCCUCGAUCGACGUGGUCGCCUCCGCCAGCCCCAAAACCGAUACUGCAAAAGGCGCUUGCAGCUAUGGGCUACAAGGUCCCUGCAGAAGAACAGCCAACAGCUGUCGCAUCAACCGAGGAAGCAGUUCGAGGCAAAGGGGAGUCCAUCUCUGCAAAUGUUCCCACGAGUGAAAAUGAGAAGUCGGCAGACCCAAAAGACGAUGUAUCGAGUGAUGAGUUCACACCUAUUUUACAGUCCCCUGGUAGUCUGGCAGGUAGAGGCGAUUUGCUCACACAGAUUGAAAUUUGACAUAAGAGACUCUUAAAAGUCAGUUCAAGCCGAAAAAAAAAAAAGCAAAGUCGGAAAAAAAAAAAAAAAAAAAGUCAGAGCAAGAUUAAAAAAAAAAAGGAAGCAAAGUCGGAGCAAAUUUGCAGAGGGGGAUCUCGACAGAAUGGCGUGGUGUGCUGUGUGAUCAGGCCAUCUAGAAGAGUCUUAUCAGUGGAGAAGGACCAGCACACAGAUCUGCGUGGCUGACGGAAGAUGCAUAUUUUUUAAAGAAAGAUGUCACUUCUUUUUUUUUUUAUAGAGAAUAUGUUACUUAGCAACAAACAGUACGUGUUUUCCCGAGAUAGAUAGGUGAUGGGAUGAUACCCAGCAUUGUCUGUUUUUAGGUGCUGCCUGCCACCUGGCCAGGUCUCAGGUCCAAGAAGUUUUGUCGCCGUCCAAAAAUAGCACUCCGAGCAUUAUCUCUUCGUUACCUCCUGCCCCAUGGCCAGAUCUUGGGUCGAAGAAGUUUUCUCGUCGUCCAUUGCACUCCCGUUCAACGAAGUUCGCUUGUCGUCCCUGUGCCGGUUUGAACAGAACAACUUACGCAUCACUGCAGAUGCAUUGCAUGGGCUGUAUUGUCGUAGGUUGGGAUGCUUACCCUAAGAGCCUAAGCACUCCCUUCUUGCAGUGCGACAGUGAAGUGCAGAAUGCAGGGUGCGUUAGUGCACGCUUGCUUGCUUGCUUGCUUAUCGCGCUUCUUAAACGGCAGUCGAUAAAUAAAGCACACAUGAAAUGUCACUGACAGCAUGAAAGUUUGUCAAGCAAAAAUGAUGGUUAGUAACCGUUAGUUCGCCGUCCUUCUGUUCCCAGUUGCUUCAGCUCCUCCUGAUCGAGUUCUUGCGCAUCGAUGCCAAGCACUCAGUGUCUAGCGUGCAUCGGCGGCGAUAGGUAAUCUCACGUCUCAAACGCCGAACGGUGAUAUGUCAAAAAAGGCGGACAGAUAAGAUGGCACAUACAGCAUGAGUGUGUCAUCUCAAACCAAAAGUGGUGGUUGGAUGACGGUCCUGCUAGUCCAGUUCCUUUGGUUCCUGGUUCAUCCAUUUUCAACGACUCGGCAGCCAGUUAACUAGAGUUGAGUCUAACGACCAGUUAGUGAGGUGAUGGUUUGAUCUUGCCUGGCUGUUGACUACCGCCUUCACCUAAUUAGAAUGCCCGGUCAUUAUCGCUGUAACUAGACCGAAAGUUGGGUCGCUGUAAUCACUGGGCUUUCUAUUCGAGUGAAGACGGUAGUAGUGAAGUCUGUUGAGGUUGCCGAUAGAAUCAGGUGAGCAGAGUCUCCUGGGAGUUGAGAACAGGCCCUAACAUUUUUCAAGUCACCUGCUUCCAUAAGAAUUGGAACUCAUGCUCUGUGUUACGAACACAGUCCAACAGUUAUGUUAUGUUUACCUGUGUGCACCAUGCAUCAGCCACAGGGGCUACCUUCGUCACCCGAUUACAACGUAUGGUCAUGAUUGUUAUGUUUAGACUGAAAGAUACCCCAAAUGCAGCUGUAAUGAUCGACUGUUGUAUGUCGGUGAAGAAGGAGGUUCUGUGAGCUUAAAUGAGCAUCAUCAAGGUAUUCGAUCAACCUAACGGUGGUUUUCAACAAACAGUCUCAGACAUCAAGGAGAUCAGUGAAGCGAACUGUUCAUUUUUCAUUUUCGUGGCUUAGUGUAGGUUAUGUGGUAAUCCCAUUCCCAGAAUGUUAAUGCUUCUAGCUUUUGCAUACUGUCUCUUUUUUGGGUGUUGUCUUUUGAGCUUCAAUUGAGGGGAUACGAGUAACUCAGAAUGUCUUGGUUCUGGUCGGAUGUGUGUGUGUGUGUGUGUGUGUGUGUGUGUGUGUGUGUGUGUGUGUGUGUGUGUGUGUGUGUUGAGAGAGAGAGAGAGAGAGAGAGAGAGACAGACAGACAGACAGACCGACAGACAGACAGACAGACAGACCGACAGACAGACAGACAGACACACAGAGAGAGAGAGAGAGAGAGAGAGAGAGAGAGAGAGAGAGAGAGAGGAUGCACAGAGGAGCCUGCAACUUUGCGCAUGUCCUGAAAAGUCCAAGCAGGUUCUCAAACCUGCAGGCAGGUCCUCAAAUACUGGAGGCAGGUUCUAGCAGGUUCUCACAUACUGCAGGCAGGUUCUAAAAGCUCUCAAGACUGCAGGGUUUUUUGAGGUGCUAAGGUAGUUUUUGAUGCUCUUUAAGUUCUAAAAGUUCUCAAAAAGUGCUGAGAUAGUUUUUCCUGCUCUUAUGUACACCAAGGAUCAAAGCCAGAUCGAGUGGAGACGUAAUCUGUGGAGCCAGAUACAAGGUAAAUUGGAGGGGGCCUGAGACGCUCACUACCUUGGCAGCUUGGCGACACUGCAAAUGCAGAGCAAGUCGAGGACGAGGAAGUGGUGGAUGUAUGUGCUAUGUCAUGGCCAGGGGGUGCUGGUGAUUUUUUCUGUCUUUCCUAUCUUGUCUCGCAACUCUCCGACUUUUUCAUUUUUCCGUUCUUUCUUGUUUUUUCAACUUUUUUGUAUAUAUAAACUUGAACAUUGAGAAGUAAAUUGGAUUUCGUUCA